AUGAAUGAUGAUAAAUUAAGCAAUCUAAUACAAAAAAUAGGUCAUCAUAUUGAUGAUAUUAGAGACAGAUCAGUUACCAUAUUAAUACAAAAAUAUGAAAAAAGCUUAAUAGACGAAACGGAUUUUAAAAAAAGGAAUUAUUUUUUUUAUAUUAUUCUUCAUUAUAUUAAUGAUAGAAAUUCAUAUAUUUCUCUAAAAAGUUUAAGGAAUGUUUUUUCAUUUGUUCAUUCUAUUAUAAAAAAAGAUGAAGAAAUAAAAAAAAAAUUUGAAGAAAUAGAUAUAAGUAAAUUUAUGAAUGAAUUUUUAAUCCAUUUUAAAAAUAAUGAAGAAAAAUACAAAUCAAAUAAUCUUAUCAUAAAUUCAGAGGUAAAAAAUGAUAUAAAUCAGAAAGAUGAUACAUUUAUAAAAAAUUAUGAAAAAUCUUUAAUAGAAAAUAGUAAUAAUGAAUACUAUAAAAUAAUUACAAUUCUUGGUGAAUUAAUUAAUCUAUAUCAAAGUGAAAACAAGGAAAUUUUAAAAUUUAACAACAAUGAAAACUCUUCUAACCAGAAAGAAGAUAAAUUUUGUCAUAUAAAAAAUAAAGAUAAUAAAAAUCCAAAUGUAAAUAAUGAAAAGAAUCUUUUAACAGAACAUAAUCUAAAUAGAUAUAAUAAAACUAAUGUAAAGAAAAAAGAAUACUUUGAAGAAAGUAGCUUUACUAAUAUUAAUGAUCAAUUAAAUGAAAAUGAUUUAGGCAGAGAACUCGUUGAGACUAACAUCAAUAAUAAUGGAAAACUAAAUAUUUUAAAUAUCAUUUACAAAAGUGAUCUUAAUUUAAAAAAUAAAGAACAUAUAAAAAAUAAAACACCAGAAUUUUCAGAAAAGAAAGAAAAAUUAAAUAGUCAUGAUAAUUCUUUUUGUAAGAAUAAAAAUAGUGUAUAUAAAAAUACAUCUUUAUCUAAUCAUAAUAACAAUAUUUCAGAAAAAGAUCGAAUGGAUUUAAAUCAAAUAAUUAAAAAAAAUAAUUGUAUAAAUAUUUUUACAAAAAACAAUUGUACAAACAAUAAUGAAUUUGAAUAUUACAAUGCCUUGUGUUGUAUUAAAAAUAAAGUAAACGAAAAAUUAAAAUAUUUAUUAUUAAAUUAUAAGAAAAAUAAAGCUACCAAAAAAAAAGAAUAUAAUACAUACUAUGAUUAUGUAAUACCUACAUUUGCCCGUAAGGAUAUUAAUAACAUCAACUAUGCACGUAUUUUAAACAAUUAUACUUUUUUUUAUUUAUAUAAUUUUUUCGAUUCUUUCUGUAUGUUUAAAAAAAAUUUUAUGAAUAUAAAUAAUAUAAGAAGUAAAGAAGAAUUAUAUGAAAAAAAUUCAUUAAAAGAGAAGGAUAGUGAAAGUAUAAAAACUGAUAACCAAAAUCAAGAAGAAGAAAAAAAAAAAAGUAUUAAAGAUAAAGAAAAUUCUAUAAAUUAUUAUUCAAUAUAUUUAAAUAAUAAUUAUUUAUAUAAUAAAAAUAUUUCUUAUAAAAUAUUGAAUUAUAUUAAUAAAAUGAUAUUGUUAAUCUUCGGUAUGAAGAUGAAAUUCAAUUACUUUGAAAUAUUAGGAAUGAAUAUUAUAAAAAAAAAAAUAAGUGUAGACGAUUUAAUAUACAUGAAUAAAGAAGUAAACAAAAUUUUAAAUGAAUAUAUAUAUAUUUUUAAUAAAGAUAUAUUAUUUUUUAAUUACAAAUUUUUAUAUACACUUAGUUAUAAUAUUCGUUAUAUUUAUAAAAGUUACGUUGAAAAUAAUCAAUUAACAAAUGAUUUUAAUCAUGUGAAUAAUAUCGUAAGUAAUUUAUCAUAUAUCAUAUAUAUAAUAAUACACAGUUUAUAUAUAAGUUUAAUUAAGGGAUGUAUAUGUAAUCACAUUUUUAAUAUAUAUAUAAAUAAUUUCUUUUUCUUAAUUAGUCAAAAUCUUUUUUAUAUACUUUUUAUUUGUAUGCAUAAAAAAAAUGAUAUCCAUUCAAAUAAUAAAGAAGAUAAUAUCUAUACUUUAGAUAAUAACAAAGAAAUAACUCAAUUAAUAAAUAAUAUAAAUGUAUUUUAUUAUAAUAGCUAUAUGAAAAAAUUACAAAAUAUGGAAAAUAAGGAAAUUUUAGAAAUAAAUGAAAACGAUAUGUAUCAUUAUUUAUUAAUAACAGAGAAUAAUUGUAUAUAUUUUUUUAAAUUCAUAAUUUUAUAUAUGUUUGAAAUAUUAAAAAUUUCCUAUUUUAAAAUAAACAAAAUAAGUCAAAAUUGUGUAACGUUGAAUUUUCAAUUAGACAACUUUGUAGUUAUAUAUGAUUUUAUAUAUAAUUUGUUAAUUCACUAUUUUAAUGAAGAGACUAAGCAAGUUGAUGAACAUUUAGAAUUUUUGAUUGAAUUUGUUAAGGCAAGUAAUUUUCAUCAAUGUAUUAAUAAAAAAAAAAAGAAAAUUAACACAAGUAUUUCAGAAGACUUUGUAGUUAAUGAGUUAAAUAAUUUUUCUUCUACCUCAUGUACUACUGAUGAUUUAACAAAUAAUAAACUUGAAAGCAUUGAAAUUUUUUCUAAUAACACAUAUAAGUACACUUAUAAAUAUAGUUUAAAGCAAAUAGAAAUACUAAAAAUUGUAUGUCUUUAUAUUAAUUACACUCCUAUAUCUUUUAUUAUAAUGAAGAAAAUAAAAAAAGAUUUAAUUAAUCUUCUUAAAAUGUUCUUGUAUGACCUUAAUUUAAAUAUAUAUUAUAGUGAAAUUUUAUAUUUUUUUAAAACUUUUUUUUUUUUUUAUGAUUAUGAAAUAUAUAAAGAAUAUAAUGAUUUUAUUCUGUAUUAUUAUUCAUUAAUAAAUUUAUUCUUCAUGGAUGAUAAAAAUCGAUUGGAUAUUUCUACUUUUAUGAGUAUUAAUAAUAACAUAUUCCAUUUUCUUUUUUUCUUCCCAGUUAAUUAUUGUACUUUGAAUAAUUUUUUAGAAAAAUAUUAUUCUACAUAUAUAAAAGAAGGUAAAACAAAAUAUGAUAAUGAUACUUUUUCUAAUGAAAAUAAUACAAGUAAUACAUUAUUGGAAUCAUUUGAUUCAUUAAGUAAAUCGUUUACAGGAAAUAUUCAAUGUGAAAUUGUAGAAUCUGAAGAAGAUCACAUAAAUAAUUUAUUUUCCUUUUUAACAGAAAAAACGGGAGAUAUAAACAAAAAAAAGAAUACUAUGGAAUAUGAAAAACAAGAUAAAAAUGAUGAUUAUGAAAACAAGAAUAAUUUUUACUCAAAGUUUGUUCAAAAUAUAAUGAAUAUAUUAAUUGAAAAUAAUUUAAAAAUGAUGUUUAAUAGCUUUAUUUUGUUAUCUUCUGAAUAUCAUAAUGUAACUAAUUUUACUAAUCUAGAUGAAAGAAGUAUAUCAAUGUAUCAAUUUAUUGUUGAUAAAUUAAAAGAUUAUAAUAAAAUUUACAUAUUAACUUUUGAUUAUCUUCCUGAAAAUCAAAAAUGUUUUCAGAAAAUCACAAAAUUUGUGAAAUUAUUUAAAAAUUUUCUUCUUCUUCUACAUAAUAUUAUUUCGUUAAUAUAUAAUUAUAAUACAGCAAUUGUUUUUUUUUUUUUUAAUUUUAUUCUUAAUAUUAACGAUGAAAAAGCUAAUUUUUUUAAGAAAGAGAAAGAAUUAAGUAACAAUGAAAUAGAUGCUUUAAGUGAUUUCAAUACUUAUAAUUAUGAAUUGAACAAUACUGAAAAAAUAAAUAAUAGUAAUUAUGAUGAAUACUUCGAGAAAAAUAUGCAUACAAAUAUUAAUCUAAAUGAAGAUGAUGAGAAUAUUAAUUAUAGUGAUACUUACUGCUAUAUCCCACGUAAUGUAAACACAAACAAAAACAUAAAUAAAGAUAAUAAGAAAGUUAAUAAUAAUAAUAUUAGUAAAAAUGUUUUUAAUAAUAAUCAAACUGAAUAUUGCAACACUUACGAGGAUACAUAUUUAUGUAACAAAGUUACUAAUGAACAGAGUUUUAAAAAGAACGAAGACAAUAAAAUUAAUCAAAAUAUUUUCAAUAAUGAAAUAUUUACAACUAAUUAUUACGAAGAUAUCAAUAAAAAAAAUUUUUUUUUUAAGAAAAAUAAAAAAGAACAAUAUCUCACAGAAUUUAUUAAUGAAAUUGAUAACAAUUCAAAUGAUGUUUUAAAUAAUACAAAUAACCAUGAUAAUUUAAAAAAAAAAAAUUAUUCAGAAGACAUAUUUUUAUCUUCUUUUCAAACAUAUGAAUUUAUUGAUAUUAUAUAUGAAAUAUGUAUAUAUAGCAAAAAAGAAAUAAAAAAUUAUUAUAUAUUUUUUAUAUUAGAAAAUAUAAAAAAAAAGAUAUUACGUUUGUUUGAUAUAUUAAAAAAGAAGGAUAUUAAUGAAAAAAAAUUCCUUUUAUCAAAUAUUAAAAUUUGUACAAAAAUUUUAGUUCUUUUAAAUUUUAUUGAAAAAAAAUACAUCUUAAUAUAUGAACAGGAUGCUUACAAGUCUUUUGAUUUUCUGUAUGAAAAUUAUUUCUCUAGAUAUUUUAUUUUAAAUAAAAGAGAGAAAUCAACGAAACAAUUAAUAGAUAAUCAAAUAUAUUUCUAUCAAAAUGUUUUUUUAAAUACGCAUAAUAUAUACUUUUACAUAUUUCAAAAAAAAAAGAAAAGAAGAAGCUUUUCAUUUAAAAUAUUUUGGAAAUGGUAUCACCAAUUCAAAAUAAAAUUUAGCAAAGUAAAGAUAGAUGAAUCAGAUGAAAAAAAUUUGGAUUCUAAUAUUCACAUAAAGAGUACUAACAAUAGAAAUGACAAUUUUCAAAAAGAUGAAAAUUUCAUUGAUAACAAUUUAUGUGAAGAAUCUUGUAAAGAUAAAAUAAAUAAAAUAGACAAAAAUAAUUUAGACAUUAAAUAUCGUAAUAUAUUUAAGUAUACUAACGAUUGGAAUUCUAAUGCAAAUAUUUUAAAUAUUUAUAUAAGUGAUUUUUUAACUAAACAAUGUAUAACUGAUGAAACAACAAUCAUUGAAACAUUGUCUAAUAUUGAUAUUAAUAGAGAAUGCUGCUUAGAAUUUUUUAAUCAUAUAAUAGUAUUUAUAAUAAAAAACAGCUCCUGCUUUAAUAAUAAAAGUGAAAAAAAAGAACAAAAUAAUGAAGUAUUUCUCUGCAUUUAUGAAAAAGUAUUUAAUUUAUAUUUAAAAUUACUAAAAGAAAUUUUAAUUAAAGAGGAAACAAAAUCAUACAUUAUUGAAGUAUUUAUAUAUGUAUUAAAAAUAAUAAUUUUACUUCUAAUUACUAAUUAUAGAAGUAGCAAUAUAUGUAAAAGAAUCUAUAAGGAAAAAUACUUUUUUUUGUCUCAUUUAUAUUGCUUCUUUUUCUUUAAUAAUGAAACUAUAAAGGUACUAUGUAUCAGUUUAUGUUUUUAUUUAAUUUUUGAUCAGAAGAUUUUGCUAUUGAAUAAGCAUCGGAUAUUUUUAGAACCUUAUCUUAUCUUGGAAAAAGAAAGAAAGAAAGAAGAUUUUUAUUCAUCAUUUAUUCAAGAAAAUAAUACAGUAUUCAGUAGUAGUUCAAGUAAAUUAAACAAUUUUUUAAUUGAUGAUAUAGAAAAAGAACAUAAUAAUGGAUAUAUAGAUAACAUAGAAAUUCCUAAUACUUGUGAUGGGGUUUUAAAAAAUUCAAUUUUGUUGAAAAAAUAUAAAAUGAAUUUUUUUAAUUUAAAUAGAAAAAAUAAAUAUAUAGAAAACAAUCUAUGUAAUUUUGAGAAUAAAUAUGAAAAUACUUUUUAUAUAGAAAAUAAAAUAAUUUAUUUCAUUCCUUUUUGGCUUUACAAAAAGUUACAACCAAAUAAUUUUUUGUUAAUAAUUAAAAAAUUAAAAUCUUUUUUUUUUUUUUCUACUAAGUUUUCAUAUUUACACAUAUUUCAUGAUUCAAAUAUAAAUAGUAAAGAAAAAGAAUUAUGUUUUUUUGGUGAUUAUAAUAGCAAUAAUAUAUUUUUGUCUUUUUUUUUAUUUAUUAAUAAAUAUUAUUAUUUAAUUAGAAAUAUGAAUAAUAUUCAAAUAAAAAAUAACUACCAUCAAACUAUUUUAUCCACUUUAAAGAGGAGAAACAUACUUCAUAAAAACACAGAGAUUCCUAUUUUUACAACUACUAAUAUUAAUUCUUUUCUUUUUUUAAAUGUGAAAGUAGAUAAAUUAUAUGCAUCUGGAUAUAAAGCUUACAUAAAUAAUUUAUUAUCAAAAUUAAAAUUACUACCAGCUAUCAAUGAUAGAGUAGAUAAAAUAAAUUUUGAUUAUAUAUAUGAUUUAAAUAAAUUAUUUUUCAUCUUAUAUAAUUAUUACAUGGGGCUUUUAUAUGUAGAAAAUAACUUUGAAAAAAAUAAGAAGAUUUAUUCAAACAAUUCAAGACAUAUGUGUUACGAUAAAAAAGAAGAAAACAAAAAGGUCAUUGAUUUUAAUAAAGAUCAAAUAAAAUAUAUUUAUUAUUUAUUUGAAAGUGAUUGUAAUGAAAUCAUAAAUAUAAUAAAUUUUGUUUAUAAUUAUAUGUUUUCUUAUAUAAACAAGCUAUUAUUUUUUAUUUAUAACCAAUUGAAAUUAAUUAACAAGGAGAACCAUUUAGAUAAAAAUAUUAUGAUACAUAAAUAUAUAUUAUUAUUAGAACAUUUUUUAAAUGUACUAGAUAUAUGUUUAUAUAUUGAUUUAAUAUUACAGAAAAAAGAAAAUAAAAAAUCAAAAAUUAAUGAACUAAAUAAAGAUAUAGAUUUAUUUAUUUUUAUUUAUAAAUUAUUAUACAUUUCAGUUUCUACAUCUACAUUAAAAAAUAAAAUCUCUAUUUUUUCUUUGAAUUUGUUAUAUAAUUUUAUAAAACUAGAAAACUAUAGUCUUAAAAUUAAGUAUAGCUGUUAUAAUAGUAGUGAAGAUAUAAGUUCUGAUACAUACGAAAAUAAAGAGAAAAAAAAUUAUAUUUUAUUGAAAGAAGAAGCACAUAAAGAAAAAAAAAUCUCUGAAGAAAAUAAAAAUUUAUCUACUUUAGUUAAUUUUUUAUUCUUUAUUAUUUCAAAAUUUACUAAGAAAAUAAUAAAAAAGAAUUACAAAAGUAUGAAGAGUACCAAUUUUUACUGUAAUAUAAUAAACAUAUAUGAAAUUGAGGAGAGCAUAGAUGUUGAAAAUGUUAAUUUUCAACAUCAUGAGAAAGAUUAUCUUAAAAUAGACAUAUUUUUUUUAAAAAAUAUUAUGUCUAUGUUGCAUGUAAUUAUGAAAAAAAAGUGUUUUAUUGAUAUUUAUUUAAAAAAUGACGAUUUGACUUAUAUAAAUAUAAAUAUACUAAAAAAGUAUGAUUAUAAGCACUUUAUUGAUAAAAAAAUAGAAAAUGAAUUAAACAACCAAGAAAAAAAUAAUAAUAUUCCUAUAAUUCAAGAAUUAGAAAAUAGUAAAAGUAACGAUAUUUUAGAUAAAGAUAUGAAAGAUUUAAACAAGUUUAAACAUAUAUUUUUAAAUAAAUAUAUGAAAAUAUUGAUAAGUUUCUGUAAUAUUUAUAAUGAUGUUGUUAUUGAAUGCUUAUAUAUUCAGUUGUUAUUAUUUUUUUUUAAAUACCUACUACAAUUAUUAAAAGCAGAAAUUUCUAAAGAAUAUUUAAAAAAUAAUUACAAUUCAAAACAAAAAAUUUUAGUAUAUUUUUUAAAAUAUUACAAGGCAGAUAAACAUAUAUGCAAAUAUUUAAAAAAAAUAUAUUUCAUUAUUUUAAAAUAUACCAUAUUUAUGCAGAAUACAAAAUUUGUGAAAGAUACUUGUAAUUAUCAAAUGAAUGAACAAAAGUGGCAAAAUGAAAAGGAAGAUAAUAAGUGUAAAGAGAAAAAAAGUGAAAUGAAUAAAUAUAACUAUGUUUUAAAAGAAGAUGAGAUUAAUAAAAAUUAUAGUAAAUUAUUUUAUGAAUACACAUUAAAUAAAUACAGAAACUAUGAUGAAAUUACAAAUAACGAAGAAUAUGAAUAUUCUUAUAAAAAAGACAAUCUAUUAAAUUCAAAUUAUAUAUGUGUGAUUGAUUUUUUUUGCUGUAAUUGUGAAGAACAAAAAUUUUUGUUUUUAUCAAUAAUACUUUUUCUGAGCUUUUUUUUAGAUAAAUUUCCAUUUUUUUUCGAUUUAGAAAAUAAUAAAUAUAACCCUAAAAAAGAUGAAAAUUAUGAAAAUAAAAAAGCAGAUAAUAUUAUUAUUUUAUGUGAACGUAUUUUACAUCUUUUAAGUAAAAAAAAUAUAUAUAUAAAUUUUUCUAUUUUAGAAGAAGCAAAAUUAUUUGAAAAAUAUUUUAUAAAAAUAUUUAUAAAGUUAUUGUUUUAUGAUGAAAAAGAAACAAUGAAUAAUCUACAAAAAUAUGAAAUUUUUUUUUAUAAAAAAAAGAUAGAUAUAUAUAUGCAAAGUAAUGACUCGAAAAGUAAUUUAUAUAUAAAGGAAGAAAAUGAAAAGAAUAAUGAAAAAGGAAACAGUGAUUAUAGUAAUACUAAAGCAAGGAAAAUAGAAAUUGAUCAAAGUGAAAGCACAGAUAAAAAUAGCAUUAAAAGCAAAUAUGAUAUUAUAAAUGGCGAAAAAAAUCUUUUAAAAAAAAGAAAUGAUAAUAUAAAUUUUUAUUCUAGUGAUACUUCAAUGUUUUUUACGAAAAAUAUGAUACACGAAAAUUGUUUUUAUAUAAAUCAUUUCAUUAAUUAUUUCUUAGUAAAAAAAAAAGUAAAAACAUUUUUGGAUUAUAUAUAUGAUAAAGUUUAUUACUAUAUAUUAAUUGUAAGUAUGUGUUUUAAAGAUAAAAAUUUUUUAUCUCUACUCCUUUCGAAAAAUGAGUUAUUUUAUGAUGAAUUUAAUAAAAUGAUUCAGGAAUAUUUAAAAUUUGUAUUAAAUAAUAAAGAAGAAGUAAAUAAAAAGAAAAAAAAAAAUGAAAUGAUGAUUCAAAAUUUAUUAUAUAUAUUUGUGUCAUAUAUUUAUAUAUAUUUAAAUGAUCUUUAUAAUAUAUUUUUCACACAAAUAAAAAAUAUACUAAUACUUCCGUCUUUUUUUCAAAACAUAAUAUAUAUAAAUGAUACAAAUUUGAAUAUUUUUUAUGAAAAUAAUACCUUGAGAGUAGAAGAUUCAUCAAUUAGUAUUUUUUAUGAAAGUCUUACAAAUAUAAAAAAAAAGGAAUGGAAUAAAAAUUUAGAAAAUUAUACAGAUGAAAAUAUUAAAAAUAUAAUAAUUAAUAAUAUUUUUCAUAAUAAUAAUAUAUAUUUAUUUAUUUUAUAUAUUAUAAAUGACAAGAAAUAUUCUAUAAAAAAAGAAAAACAACAAAAAAAAAACAGUAAUAAUUGCAUUGUUUUCCACAAUGACGAAGAUGAAGUAAAACAAAAUUUCAGUAUAGAUAAUAUUCAUUUAGAAUUUAAGAAGAACAAUAAAAUAUUUGUAAAUAAAAUAACUACGAAUAUUAUUCUAUUUUUUCUUCUAUUUUUUUAUGAUUAUUACUCUUACAACUAUGAAAUAAAAGAAAAUAUUUUAAUGCAAAUAACUAGGCAUAUUGCAGAACAUUUUAUUAGUUUGUUUAAUUUAGACUUUUUAAAUAUAUAUACGAAACAUUGUGAAAUUAUAAAAGCUAUUAAUUUAAAAAAAAAGAAAAAUAUUAAACCUUUAAAAUAUGAAUUAAAUAAAAACUUAAAAAUUAUACCAGAAAAGAACUGGACCUUAAAACAAAGGUCUAUAAAAAAUAAUAAAAAUGAAUUAGCUGAAAAAAACAAGACAAAAAAAAAAAAUGUAGCUUCUAUAAAAUAUUGUAAUAGCUUACGAACAAACAAUACUUUAUCAAAGAGAAUGAAUGAAAAUAAAAAAAAAAAAAGUGAAGAAAUAGUAAAAGAAAAAAAAAGUUUAGAGAGAAUUAUUAAUGAAAAAGAAAAUAUAAAAAACAGACAAGCAAAAAAUUUAGAGAUGAAGAGAGAAGAAAUAAAAAAAGAAAUAAUGAAACUAAAAGCAAAAAGGGAUGAAAUAAAAGAAGGUACAAAAAAAGAGAAAUUACAAAAAUUAAAGAAAAAAAGAGAAGUAACAAAAGAUAUAAAUGAAGAAAAAAAAAAAGAUGUUUUUUCAAAAAUUGGUAUGUUUAUAAAUAAAAAUGAGUCUAAUGAACUAAAUAAUGAAUAUAAUAAUUUAACAAUAAAUGGCAUAUAUAUAAUCGAGAGAAUAAAAGAAAAAAUAAAGAGAAAUAAAAAGUUACUAUCUUUAUAUACAAUUAAUUGUUUUAAAAUAAUACAAAUAUAUAAUAAUAUUUCUUCUUUAAUUUUUAAAUAUAAAUAUAUUAUACAUCUUUUACAGAAUUUUUCUUAUUUUACAAAUAAAAACAUCAUAGAAUGUAUUUAUAAUUCAUUUAAUUUUUAUUUAAAUAAUUAUUUCAAAGGUGAAAUAAAAUAUGUAGAUGAAAAAAAUAUAAUUCACUUUGAUAAAGAAAUUGGAUACUUUUCUUAUAUUUAUAUGAAUUAUUUUUUUAACUUUUUAUGUUGUUUUAUAUUAUAUGACAUUUCAACGUUAUAUAAAUUUUGUUGUAACACAUUAAAUUGCAUAGAUAUCCUUAAUAAUUAUUUUAAAGAUUUAUUAGUGAAUGAAAAAGGAAUACAUAUUUGCAUAAUUAUUUUAAACUUUUAUUUAAUUAUUAUUAAUUCUUAUUUUUUUGAUUUUUCCUUCUAUGAAAAUACGCUAUAUCUAAUAGAGGAAGAAGAUGGACUAAAAAAGGAUAAAUUAAAUAUAAAAAACUAUACCAUUAAUUAUUUAAAAAAUAAAAAAAACGAAAAGAAAGAUGAAAUUACCUAUUUUAUAUGUAUUAAAAAACUGAGCAACGAAUUUAAUAAAAGCAAAUUUUUUCUUUACUUAAUUAAUUAUGUCAUUAAUAAUUUGGGUAAUAACAUAAAUAAAACUAAAAUAGAAAUAGAAAACAAAAAUAAUUUGAUUAUUUUAAUUUUACAAUUAUUAAGUUAUAACAUUAUUUUUAUUGAAAAUAAAAAUGAAAUCUUAAAAUUAGCAAAUAUAUUAAUUAAAUACCUUAAAAAAAAUGACGACAUUUUAAUAAGCUACUAUAUAACAAUUUUCUUUAAUUCUUGUUUUAUAAAUUCCUUUUUUGAUGAGAGGUUAUUAAAUUUAUUAUUUAAUUUUGAUAAAAAAGAUAAUAUUUGGUUCAAUUUAAUAUUUUUAUCUAGUAAUAAAAUGAAAAAAAAUAAAGAAGUUUUAGUGUUAAUCAAAUUUUCUAUUUUACAUAUGUAUUUAUUAUUACUAAAAAAUAAAAAAUUUUUCAAAAAAUGUAUUUUAUAUAUAUCUAGCGAUAUAAAUAUAUAUUUUGUAUUGAUUUAUGUUCUUAAUGAGAUAUUAGAAAAUUUAAAAAACUUGAAUAAUGAAGAAGAUAUGGGUAAUAAUUUAAAAAUCAAAGGAUUAGAUGAUAAAAAGAAUGAUACAAAUAAAAAGAAGUGUAAAAAAUAUUUUUAUGCAUAUGUUGAAUUAUUAAUAAUAAUUACUGAAAUUAUUAAAGUUCUUAAUAAUAAUGAUGUUAAUAAAUAUAUCACACUUAAUCAUAAUAAAGAUAAAGCUAACUUAACUUUACAAUUUAAGAACUUAUAUAAGCAAAUUAAAAAUGAAUUAAAACAUUUGGAAGAAUUAAUAAAAUUAAUAAAAUACACUAUUUUUAUUCAUCCAUUAAUGAUUAAUAUUCAUUUAUUACAUAAAUUUUAUUUAUGUAUAUAUAUAAAAGAAUUUUACUAUUUCCAUAAAACAUUUUUUAAAUACGAUUUAUUCUUAGUAGAUUACUUACAUUUAAUAAAAAAUAAAAGAAAGAAAAAAAUGUCUACUUUUAAUCUAGAUGAAGAAAGAAAAGACAAUAAUAUAUUUGAUGUUUCAUUAGAAAAAUAUCAGAAAGAAAAUAAUCUUAACAGUGAAAUCAAAAAAAAAAGUCAACUAUUUAAUAACGAUUCAGAAGAAAAAAGCUAUAAAAAAGGAAAUAUGGAAAAAAGUAAAAUUAUAAAUUGGGAGAGUUCGUGUCAAGAAAAAUAUUAUUUUUAUUUCUUUUUUAAUACACCUAAACACUAUAAUUUACAAGCAAAUAACUUAUUUUCUUCUACACUUCAAAAUGAAUUUCAUUAUUCUCUCACAAAAUUUUUUUCUUCAUUUUUUUUUGAUAAAAAUAAGCAUUAUACAAAUUAUUCGCAGUACAACAAUGAUCAAAUUAAAAUAUAUAUCGAUUAUAUAUAUGAUAAUAUUAAUUAUGCAAUAGAUUUUUUUAAUGCUUUUUGA
This is a messenger RNA of Plasmodium relictum, 12216 nucleotides long. RefSeq names its product conserved Plasmodium membrane protein, unknown function. The coding region runs from base 1 to 12216 and encodes 4071 amino acids. Gene Ontology annotation, molecular function: protein serine/threonine kinase activity. Gene Ontology annotation, biological process: intracellular signal transduction; regulation of MAPK cascade; protein phosphorylation. The record is from RefSeq and is a predicted model, not a curated record. The transcript has 3 exons. NCBI's taxonomy places the organism in Eukaryota, Apicomplexa, Aconoidasida, Haemosporida, Plasmodiidae. Gene Ontology annotation, cellular component: cytoplasm.